AUGGCAGAGCUCGCUGUUGAGAAUGGUAGCUGCAUGGACUGGCAGAAACGAUGUCUUGCAUUGGAGACACAGCUCUUCAAAUUCCGCCUGCAAGCUAGUAGGAUCCGGGAGCUUUUGGCUGAGAAGGUGAGGCAAAAGCUACAUUUUGUAACCAGUCUUUGUUGCUUAUUCUUUCUUUUUUUUUUUAAUACUUUUAUUUUGCUUUAAACAAAUACAGAUAAAUAUAGGCAACCAAAAUUACAAAAGAAAAUUCCAUAAUAAUAAUGAAAAAGCUACAAAACUACAAAAAAUAUCAAAGUACAAGGUUGCUUAUUCUUAAACCUUUGGAUGAGGAUAGCUAGUAAGAGAGAUUGUAACCCCCCAUGAAGAGGCCAGGGACAUAUGUUUCAAAAUCAAGUCUUUAUAAUGAAAAAUCAAACAGUUUCAACUUAAAUUUGAUACAGUACCCUAUAAGAAGGUAUAGAGAAAUUGCCUGCCAUAUUUUAAUUUGCUUAUUAAUGGACUGAUUUUUUUUAAAAAAAAUUAUCUAAGUUAACAACAUUCUGAAAUAUACACUAUAAUUAAUUACAGUAACACCAACUGCAGUAGAAUAUCACAAUAAAAACUACCAUUAAAACAUACAUUAUAAAAUUAAUUUUAAAUGUUAGCUUAUAGAAAAAUGUAUUUGGCUUAAGUUUCAGAGCAGCCUGAGGAUGUGGACAAGAACUCAGAUGGCUUUGAAAUCAUGAUUUCAGAACCUGAUUCCCACCCUGUCCGUGUGUUUGUUAUUUAAACCCCAAGCCCUCUUUCAUUCAUUAGAAAUCCUAAAUUUAAAUCUUCACCCAGUCAAUGUUUUCGGAAAGAAUUCCAACAGAAUGGUGACAGCACAAUAAACUUGUCUGACGGCUGGACACCCCUGUGGAAAGGGAAAUGAAGACUCUGGAGUUAAUCCAGCCCUAGGGGUGUGGGUGUGUCAAGCUACCCUUUGUUGGGAUUAGGGAGCAGUUUGGUUCAGUGAUCAGGUUACUCUGUAACUGGCUGUAUGGUUUUGUGAUGUGGUUUUUCCUCUGAAGGCCAAAGAGUAAGCAGUUAAAGGCUGUAAUUCAACAAAGCCUUGUCAGAAGUGCUAGGAGCGAGGGGAGGUUUUCUUCAUCAUUUUCAGGCUAACAGGAUGGUUGCCUUAGUGCUGAAAAUGAAAACUGACUAAUUUUGUAAUUUAGUGAGUGAUUUAGCUAGUCAGUCGAACAAUUUAAGAACUGAAUCACACAAUUCUAAUACACAACUUAAGUACCAGAAUUUCAGCCUUAAGGGCUAGUUCACAAAUUUGUUUGCUAAUUUCCCGCCCCUCAACAAAUUCCUAGGGCAGUUUAUAGUGACUCAUUUGAUAACUGCAGCAUCAAGUGGUGACUUGUAUGUAUGAAUGAACAAACCACAGGAUGCCCAUGCAUAUCCCUGCAUAGCUCUUCAAAUUCAAUGUUGUUGUUUUUUGAAGGAUUUAGUUCACACAUUCAGCUUUGAACAUUCACCUUUUGAAUUGUCUAGUGAUAACUUAUCAAGUGACUGCACACACACACACACACACACACACACGGGUGAACCUUCCCCCAAGUCCUUAAUAAACAUGUGAAGGGUUGUUAGAAUGCUGUCGUAAUAAAAGUUCUUUGCACUGCGUUCUGCCAUGCCUCUCUUGAGAAACUCAAAACAAAUGCAAUGCUAGCAAUGAUACUGUUCAAAUGUUUUUUGGAUGCUUUCCAUGGAAAUUAAAGUGUGCUGGAGUUUAGAAUUGUAUGCAUUGUAUGCCUUUGCUAACUGGCAUUUACUUGUACUCAGGGGUUUUUUUUUCCAUGCAGUUGCACAGAGGAGAAAAGGGGUAAUAUUCUCUUGAUGAGUGACAUGGCAGGCUGUUGCCAUGGCAGCAUGAUGACCCUGUUACAAAUGAGCUGUGGGGCCUCUCAGGAGAGAGAGAAAAGGACUGAGAGAGAGAGAGAGAAAUGGAGAGAGAAAAUGGAGCUGAAUCUAAUUAACACAAAAGAGAGUAAAAAUCCAAAGAAAAAUACUUUGAUUCUGGCAGGAAUGCCUGACUAAGCUUAGAAGUGGAGAUGUGUGUAUACAGGAUUUCCUGGGUACUUUUCUCAUGGGCUCAUUUGAAGGGUGUUCAUACUGACUGUUAAUGCAUCUUCACCCAGUUAAUCUAGAAAUGCGUUCAAGAAUCUCGUGUCUUUAGUAACUGGCAUUUACUUACACAGUUGUUCACACAACGGGAAAGAGGGGUAAUAUUCAGUUGAUGAGUGACAUAGCAGUCUGUUGCCAUGGCGGCAUAAUUGACCCAGUUAACAAAUGAACUGUGGGCCAUGAAUCUUUGGCCGCUGUCCUCACCUUUGAGACAUCAUUCUGUUCGAUAAUAGGGCUUUAUCUUUCUACAGCACGUGGGAGAGGACAGCUUGGUGGGCUAGUGAUCAGAAGCGUAGGAACCGAAUUUUGAACAUCUCAUUUCAAUGUUUGUUUCACAGUUAAUUAGCCGUGCAGUGCAGUUUUCUCAUCAGUAUUACAAAACAUGAUACAUAAAAAGUGCAAUCUGAAUGCUCAGCUUAUUGUUAGUUUGCCCCUGGGGAACCUUGAAUAACACAUGAUACUCAAAAAGCACCAUGAAAUUAACACUCUUGUCUGAUGUUAAACAGAGCAGCAGUUUUAACAUCCCACAGCAAGACAAUGAAGUGGUAAGAAGGAAGAUGAAUACUAAUUAUUUUUAAACUGAGUCAGGCUACAUGGAUUUUUAUUAGCUUAUCUGAAGGUUUGGCAGGCUGUCAGGGGUUGCCAUGAGAUCUUUAAUGAAUGCAGACAGUUUCAGUAUUCAUUCAGUUGGGAGGUAAGUAGAGUUCUUCUGUUCUCAAAGAACCCAGGUUUCUUGGGGAGAUCAGUCUCUAAAAUGCUGGUCUCGUUCAGCUUACUCAUGAGAGACAAUGAACCAUACCAAAAAGUGGUCAAGUGUCAGAGUGGUACAGUUGCCAUCGUUCACAAGAGCAGAAAUAUCACCAAUAAUGUGCAAAUGGUAAUGUCUGUGCAGUGACCCAUGGUACUGCAGUGAAGUUGAAGUUUCGGUUUGGGACAAAAAGGAUGUUAAUUUCCAGGUAUUAUUCCAAGUAGGGGUGUAUGCUCCUUCUGGGGUAGUUUGUCCACAUUUGGUCCCCACCCUGCACUCAGCUCUCAUCUGUGACUCCUAGAAACUGUCAGCAUGUGACAGCAGCCACACCUCAGGAAAGGGCUGUGACCGACCAGCUAAACCAGGUGAGGGUAGUCAAUGAGUCUCAGACCCUUGGUGAGUUAGGGACUUCCCCUGCGUGCGAAGACAGGCUCCAGCUGAUUGAGCAGACAAGACCAACAGUGGGUCCAAAGGUCGAGAAGGUGGUUUUCUGCACAUGCUGUAGAGGGAAGUGAGGGGCAGAUGGGGCUCGUCAACCUGAGAAGGUUGCCCAUCUAGGAAAAGGAAAACUCUGACCCUAAACCCCCUGAAACUCUGACCCUAAAACUUACAGGAUAUAUUUUGGAGAAUAAAAAGCUAGGGAAUAAACCCUACACAAAUCUGGAGUAGAGUCCAUAAGACAGAUGGAUGGUGCCUUGUACGCAUCCUUGUAGCAACUCCUGAUGCCAACUUACUGCUCUGCUUUCCUUUGGAGUAUAUCAGCGUGGCCGAGGGGGGGGUGUCUUGUCAUCUGAGCAGCGCAGGGCUUCCAUACACACUGCCCAAGCUUGUGCCCUGGGGAGGUCACUUUGGUGCUGCUAAUGGGUUGACUUCAUCCCCAGAAGUGCACUCCAUUCUCUUUCUUGAGACGAUGGAGAAAUCACAUUGAUCCCUCUUCCCCUCUGGGAAUAGUAACUCUACAAGAGGAGUUAUUGCACUUUUACCCAAAUGGGAUUGCUGCUCCCCAUCCAAAAGCAUUGGUUUUCCUCAAACAACCCUCCAAGGAAAACGUUAUGACAAUUAUUAAAAUUAAUGAGCUCUUGUAUAUAAGCUUGUGAGAACAAAGAACCUAUGGGACACUGACCCAUAGCCCUCUUUUCCUCUCCAGCAGGGAAAGUCUGUGUGCAGAUAUUGUUUUCCCAAGAAGAAUGUGAAGGGAGGGGAGGUAAUUUAGAGGUCUUCAUUAAGGCAUAGGAGAAGCCAAUCCAAGCCAGGGCAGGAGGAAGGAGCUGCAGACACAGCUCUGAAUUGACGCAGAGAAAGCCAGACUCUUGAGAAGAAGUGCAGGGGAAGUUACUUACAUGAGAUCAGGAUGUUUUUAAUGUAAUUCCAGCUGAUUUAAUAUCCAUGCACUGCAAUGGUAGUAGAUCAUCAGCAAAACGAGGAUCAAACAGAAGCUUGGAUAUCAAAUUUGAAUUGGGGGAGGGGGGAACCAGCUUUCUAAAAUCCUUUCAUUUACUCUGUCAAAAUUAAUGCUGAGUCAGUGCUUCAGCAUGGUAUUACCGCAGCAUGGCGCUGAGUAUCUCUGCCAACCUGGAACACUAUAAUAAAGGACGCUUCUGGAAAAAAUGGGGCUGUUCCUGGCAGUGAAGUUGAACCAUUAUUCAAGGGCAUGUUUUGCAAAAAUGAAUGUGGAGCAAGAGAAUAUAGGAGGACAAUCAAUCACUCAAGCCCAUGAGAUGAGCACAUGGGAGGUUGAAGUCUCCUGUGUAAAUUGGGCCCCAAAUGCCGUUGAAUUUGCAUAAUAUUUAUGUCAAUCUCGUACCUGUAAAUAACAUGACAUGGGAAUAUGUGAUAAAGUAAAUAGCACUCUUUGAAAUCGUUUCUAGACAUUAAAAGAUCCUGCGCAUAAUAGUGAUUAUAUAGUGAUGCAGAAUCUAUCAUAAGUCUAUCAAAGAGAUAUGGUGAGUUGAAUGCUAAUGGUGAGCUGGUGGCUUCUAAGUAAGCUGCUUAUAGGAGUAGUGAAUAGCAUAUAAAAUGUACCAGAAGGUAUCCUUUCCAACCAUAUAAUGAAUGUCAAAAUUCACUAAUGAGAAAAUGACGGGUGAUAGUGCUGUUAAAAGGGACACGGGUGGCGCUGUGGGUUAAACCACAGAGCCUAGGGCUUGCCGAUCAGAAGGUUGGCGGUUCAAAUCCCCGUGAUGGGGUGAGCUCCCAUUGCUUGGUCCCUGCUCUUGUCAACCUAGCAGUUCGAAAGCACGAAGUGCAAGUAGAUAAAUAGGUACUGCUCUGGCGGGAAGGUGAACGGCAUUUCUGUGUGCUGCUCUGGUUCGCCAGAAGCAGCUUAGUCAUGCUGGCCACAUGACCCAGAAGCUGUACGCCGGCUCAUCACAGUCUUCCAUGCGCCAGUAGCGGUUUAGUCCUGGAAAGUUGUCUGUGGACAAACGCUGGCUCCCUUGGCCUGAAGGUGAGAUGAGCUCUGCACCCCAUAGUUGCUUUUGACUGGACUUAACUGUCCAGGGGUCCUUUACCUUACCUUUACCUUUUACCUUAGUAGUAGUGGUAGUAAACAUUUUUUCAUGUCUUAUUUUCUUCUGAAGAUGCAAGAACUGGAGCAAAGAGUGGUUGAGGCAGAACAGAGAGCCCAAAAUGCAGAGAAACAGGUAAGAGCUUCUCUGAUAUCACUAGUCCCAUAACAUGUGAAAACCUUUACAGCUGGAUGGGCCCCCCAAGAUUUCUAAUUAUACAAAGGUUUUAAGUUUCAGGUGAUACAUUUACACCUUACAGUGUUUAUAAGCUUUUAAUCAUGUUUCUAAACCUUGCUGUAGCAGCGAGAGAACUGUGUUCUGUGGGCAAAGCCUAAAAAGUAUAGCCUUUGAGUUCUUCUCCAACUCAUAUCCAUACCAUACAUUUGGAACCCAUGUCUCUCCCCCACACAAAAAACCCCCAUGGGAACUGUAGUUUGUUAAGAGUGCUGGGAAUUUUAGCCCUGUGGGGAGUACAGUCCCCAGAAUUCCUUGGGAGAGGUCAUGACUAUUAAAGUGGUAUAAAUGUGCUUUAAAAGCAUCGUGUGGGUGUGAUCACAGGGAUUCUGUGGCCGAUUAUUCCCACCAUUUUUAGUUGCUGAGCAAUUUUUGGGACUCACACAGAAUCCAGUUAAGCUACCAAGGAUACUAUUCUUCAACAUCCCUUUUUAAAGGGGGAGGGGGAAAGGUGAAUGGAAAAUUACAGUCCAGGUUGGACCGCCAUAUCCUGGCCAAACUUGGCAGAGUGAAUCAGGCCUGGAGGCUUGGAGUUUGCUGCUGCCUGUUACCAAUGGCACCACCCAGCUCGUUAUCUAAGGGAAAUGGAAAGGCCUUUCGAAAUGCCUUAAUUAAAUCUGACAGGCUUAGGAAGUGGUUUAAUACAUCAUGUGGAGCUGCCACCCCACAAACAGGUAUAUUGUGCAGGGAAGCAAAAGACGUCUAGGAAAUGAAAGGACUUGUGUGCUGAGUCCUAAAGUUGGGUGUUUUUUCCAGCCCUUGAGUUCAGGGUUUUGGAUGGUGUCUUCAAUGUGCUCUUAUCUUCAGAUAAGGAAUGCAAAAUGGUUACUGUCCCAGCUUGGAGGUUUCAGUGUAGAGUCACCACUCAGGCAUCAGACAGCUGGGAGGGGCUCUUUCCUUAGUAAUUAUUCCCAAGCUCUGAUCCAAACACCGGCAGCUUGGCAGGCUAAGCUUUCUGGCUUGGGGUGCCACACGCUUGCCUUUCAGGUUCAGCGUAGGGGAGAGACUGUUUGCCUCUCUCUGUCUAAUGUAGACAGACAGGAGGACAAAACACAGCUUUCUGCAACUCGGGGGCCAGGAAUGUCCACUGGAGCAUAACCAGCUUUCAUGAAGAAAUUGGCACAUAGACUGGGAAAUAUCCCACACGGCAUUGCCAAUCUCAAUUUGAGGCCUUUGAGGAGGAGGUCAGUAGGCUAGGGCGCCGGCGCCGUCAACAUUUUAAAAGAGAAAAGCGGAGACUACAUUUGAGAAGGUACUCUCAGGCACAACCAAAUUAUUUAUGACAUCCCUAUAAUGCUUCUGUCCAAAACCCUGGAAGGGGACGGAUAACAUAGCUGCUGGGAUGGAGAGAGGGAGAGACAUGUUCAUAGAAAAAGAAGGGGCAGGUGCAGAAUGCCUGCCAAGUGGCGAUUCAGUGCCCCACUUAUAUGUACCUGUAAGACAUGUUUGAUGUCUUAUUUCUUCUUGUAUACUUGGGACCAUCUUGCUGUCUGAAGAUAACAGGCCUUCCAGGCAUUUCUUUUAAUUAUCUUCUGAAAAAUAAAUUUUCCUUGAGCUUUUGAAUAUUUAGGUUGUAUAUCCACUUACCUGGAAGUGGGACUUACCUCAGACUAGACUGAGCAGUGCUGCUAAUGUGAUAUUUUCAACAUCAGAUACCAGCACUUUAGUGGAUGGGAUUAUACGAAGGGACAAAUGUGUGAGAGUUCUUUAAGAAGAAUCUGCCCUGCCCCAAAUAAGGGUCCAUUAGUGAAUAAGCAGUCUAUUCCCACAAAGAGUCCAAUGUGUUUCCUUCCCUUUCCCCACCCAUUGUCAUUACAAUGAAAGUGUGAGGGAAUCUUUCAGGUGGAAGUUAUGGAAGAGAAGCUGAAACUUGCCCACAUGAAAACAAGCGGUUCAAGUGUACACAAGAAAUACCAGGAGCUGGUGAGCAGAGUGCAAGAAAAGGAUGAACUGAUCGAGAAACUCGAGACACAGCUGGAAAAGCAGGUAAUUAAGCUAUUUUCAGCUGGGACACACAUCUUGCCUCCGCAGCCAGUGGGAAAGGUACCAUCUGAUAUUAUGGCUUCUCUUCCUGCUUCUAAAGUGCAUUUACCGUAUUUUUCGCUCCAUAGGACGCACUUUUUCCCCUCCAAAAAUGAAGGGCAAAUGUGUGUGCGUCCUAUGGAGCGAAUGCAGGCUUUCGCUGAAGCCUGGAGAGCGAGAGGCAUCGGUGCGCACCAACCCUUCUCGCUCUCCAGGCUUCAGGAAGCUAUCCGCAAGCCUUGCAAGCCCGGUGGGAGUUCCCGCGGGCUCACAAGGCUUGCAUGCAGCAGCCUGCAGCCCCGGCGAGUGUCCUCAAGCCUUGCGCGCCCUGCAGGAGGUCCCGCCGAGCGCGCGAGGCUUGGGGCAGCAGCCUGUCGCCCCUGAAGCACGGGGAGCCCUCCGGAGGGCUCCCCGUGCUUCAGGGAGUGUCGGCAAGCCUUGCGCGCCCGGCAGGAGGUCCCGCCGAGCGCGCGAGGCUUCGGGCGGCAGCUUGUCACCCGAAGCACGGGAGCCCUCCGGAGGGCUCCCCAUGCUUCGGGCGAGUGUCUGCAAGCCUUGCGCGCCCGGCAGGAGGUCCCGCCGAGCGCGCGAGGCUUGGGGCGGCAGCCUGUCGCCCGAGUACGGGGAGCCCGCCGGAGGGCUCCCCGUGCUUCGGGAGAGUGUCUGCAAGCCGUGCGCGCCCGGCAGGAGGUCCCGCCGAGCGCGCGAGGCUUGGGGCGGUAGCCUGCAGCCUGAAGCACGCGAGGCGUGGGGCGGCAGCCGCGGCAGGGGGGGAGAAAUAAUUUUUUUGAUUCAUUUCCCCCCCCAAAAAACGAGGUGCGUCCUAUGGGCCGGUGCGCCCUAUAGAACAAAAAAUACGGUAUGUCUGUCUCCCCCUUCUCAGGCCAAUAUUUAUUUAUUUGAAACAGUUAUUGCUGCCCUUGAGUAGAGUUUCCAGAGCAAUUUGCAGAAACAAUAUAACAUACAUAAAUAAAACAGGUGACAUCCCAAAUAAAAUGGGUGAACUCAUGCAAUGGGACUUCCUCUUUCUCCCCUUGCAUUUCCCUCAUAUGGCCCCCAAAUCUGUUCUGGUGUGUUGCGGGUCUCUCUGAAGCUGAUUCGAGAGAACUGUGGCAGGGAUGGGGAGGAAGGAAAAGUCUCAUUGUGUCUGCUUGCACAAAACUGGAUAUCCCCCAUAAUAGUAAUUGAUACAUUAGAAAAAGAACAAUAUUAUUAAUUAAUUAAUUCUUUAAGACUGGAAGGGGGGGAUUAUGCCUGGCACAUAAAGGAUAAUGCAGUUGGUGCCAGGCACGCUUCUCAGUGGCAGAGGGAAUUCCACAAACACAAUGCCAGCACUGAGAAGGCGUUCUUUUUUUCAUUAUAAAUAAAUCUAAUAACUACAAACAGGUUGCAGAAAGAGAAGAGAAGAGCAGAAAGAGAAAUUAGUUUAAAAAGAAGUAUGGGGCAGAAGAGUUAAGUUGUCACAACUGGCAAUAAAUAACCAUGGGAAACAGCUAUGUGAUUUAAGUCAAUAAUAGAAUAUAUUAAAAGGGAAAAGAUGCACUGAGAAGGCUCUCUCUGUUUGCCACCAGCUUUACUUCAGAUGCCUGGAACACCUGGUAGAGAGGCUCUAAAUAUGACCUCAGCACAUAGGCAAAUUACUAUGGGGAAAGGCGUUCCUUCUGGCACCUGAGUUCAAUGGUCUAGUUUGAUUUGUAGGGCAAGUUUCCACAAAGUCUCCAGAAUAUUCCUUACUGCUAUGCAAGAAUUGUGAGCUGUUGCCCAUGGCUAUACCUGCAAUUUCUUCAAGUCAAAUGGAUCUGCUGCUGUCUUAUAACAUUUGUCUAUUUCUCUUCUUCACAGAAGCAACUGAGAGCGGAUGAUGCUAAAAUUGUCCAAGAAAAGGCUGCCAAAAUUAAAGACUGGGUGACAGCUAAACUAAGAGAGGUGAUGGCCAGUUUGUUUUUUCCACACCCCUAGUCCAUAGAAUUGUACAACUGCAUUGGCAUGAAAGGGGUGCUUGCAGUGACACCUCAGUGGGGAUAUCCUGUUCUGCAGUGACAUAUAAACUUCUGCAUUGCACUGUUGGAGAUGUGUACAGCUGUGUGCCUUCUUUUGUGUGCCGAUGAACUGUAGAACUGGGCCAGUAAAGACGCUUACAGUACAACCUAUGUACAGUGGUACCUCGGGUUACAUACACUUCAGGUUACAGACUCCGCUAAGCCAGAAAUAGUGCUUCAGGUUAAGAACUUUGCUUCAGGAUGAGAACAGAAAUCGUGCUUCGGUGGCGCAGCAGCAGCAGGAGGCCCCAUUAGCUAAAGUGGUGCUUCAGGUUAAGAACAGUUUCAGGUUAAGAACGGACCUCCGGAACAAAUUAAGUACUUAACCCGAGGUACCACUGUACUUGUUUAGUAAUUUAGUUAGUGAAGUCCAAGCUUAUUGGUUAAGCAGAUCGUUGUACUGUUUGGCCGUAAAUAUACAAGACAAAGAGAACUCUUCCUAGAGAUAGGCCUUCCUUUCGAAGAAGGUAGGAACUUUCAAUUAAUUAUCUUAAUUUUCUUGAAAUUUUAUUAAAGCCAAAAGUCUGGACAGAACUGUUUGUAAAAGAAAUAUACUUCAAAUGAUUUUUUUUUAACAUAAAGUGUUUUCUUCUACUGUUUCACAGCUUGAGAUGGAAAACCAUUACCUCAAGGGUUAUAACCUGAAGCUGACUGAGCAGAUCAAAGUCCUUCAAGCAGCGCUGCAAGGUAAAUAUGUAAUUUUUAAAAUAAAUGUCUAGGAACCAGCAGGGAAAGUGAAAAGAAGAACCCUCAGAUCUCUGUGCAAGUUUCACUUUAGCCAUUUGUGGUUUCCUUCUAGUACACAGAGGCAGAAUGAGCAGAAUAUAAUAUUUCCAUUUUCCAUCAUAUAUAUAUCAGUUUUUUAAAAAAAAUAUAUACUUUGAGGCAGGCUGUCAGUGAGAUCUCUGUUUCUGUCUCCAUACUAAUGGCUGGGUCUAUUAAUUCAGCUGUAAAGGCUAUAACUAAUGUCAGUGGCAGAAAAUCCAUUACCUUUAGUGGGGCAACAUUAAGCUUUAGAUAUUAUCCUAGGGGUGAAGCUACUUUCUGAAAAUCAUAAGCAGAUUUUCUUUUUUCUUUUUUUACUACGCACUUGGUCAUUUCCUGACAUGUUUGGGUGCUCACAGGCAAAGUUCAUGGGUCCACCUAAAUGUGGAUUGUAGAUGUUCCAUGGAUGUUGCUUUGACACCGAUGUUGUUCUUGUACAUGCUAAGUACAAGAACUGCAAAAUCUCAUUAAGCUCUCCGUCCCAAGUUCGUUCUUGUACAACUAAGAAUAGCCCCACCCUUUAUGUGGCUUACGCAAUUUCCGAGGACCAACUAAUGUAUCUGUGCUACACCGUUAUUUCCUGCAGCUAGUAAAUAAAACCCAGGUGCGGAUCCUGUGGCAGCCCUCCAGUUGUUGUUAAACUCCAAACUCCCAUCAGCCUUAGCCAGCAAGGCCUAUGGUCGGGGAUUGUGGGAACUGUAGUCCAGCAAGAUCUGAUGGGCCACAGCUUCCCCAUCCCUAACCUAAAGUAUGGGUAAUAUUGUUGUGCCUUUUUAAACCUGUGACAUGUAUAAUAUGUCACCCAGCUCAAUCAUGCAUUACAUUUUCUAAGGGCCUGUUCACAUAGUGUACAAUUAUGAUGAAUAUUGGGCUCCCAUGCCUUUCUACUGCACAUAGAUACAUUGAAAGUUACUGGGGGAAGCCUAGUUUGCAUUUAUAGUGUUUGUUCACCCUCUGUGCAACUAAAUAUAUGGGUUCUUUGUACUGGGUCCUGAAAACUUCAUUCCUCACUACAAUAUAAUUAACAUUUCAAGUGAAAGAGAAUUGUCUUUUCCAAAUUGCUCUCACUGGCUCUCUAACAGCAAAUUAGGCAUAGCCAUGAUGUAUAGGCAAGCAACCUGGAGCACAGGAGAAUUGUAUGGAGGUGCAUGGAGGUGCCAAUCCUGUGCCAAUAUUACCUGACUGGCCUCAGUUCUCUCUGCAAGCACAAGCACCUUUCCAGUUGAAAGCUUUGCAAACAACUUCCCAUCCGUUUUGAUUGCUAGCGGAAUGAAAUGGUUGCUAUAAUAACCUGGUAUUAAGUGUUCCCAAAAUGCCACCAAUCAGACAGCUCUGAAUGAUACAUUGACUCCUGUACAUAAUUGUACUGUCUCAUUGUGUCUGAUUCAAUUCAGAUUCUCCAACAUAGGGGCUAAUUUGAACCAGGGUUUAAUCCCUUGUUUUCCAUGCUCAGCAUGGCAAUGUGACAAGUCAUAAUGCGUAAAACAUUGCCUUUGAACAUAUGCAGAGUGGAUUUUCUUCACUUUUAAAUAGCCACAGUCUCUCCACUCUGCACCCAAGUGUGUUUGGGAUUAACAGGCAGAACUUCCAAAGAAGAGGUCCAGCCUCAUGAGUCUCUCUAGCUCCUCUUUUUUUUAUUUUGUAAAUUUAACCACCUCUCUGGAAAUAAAAUCAAUCUCUUGCAGACAUCUCUACUGAUUAACAGAUUUAUCUACUGUUUUGUUUACCUGGAAAACUGCAGGUACAUUUACCAUGUUUAAUACAGAUCACUUUUGACAGCAUUAUACUGAUUAUUGAUUUUGGUGGUUACAAAGGAAUCUUUCUCCUUUAGUGUACAAAUGAAGAAUGCCAUUUCACUAGUUUGUUGCUCAGAAUAGACCUGUAAGAGCUAUUGGGGGUAGUUAUGAGGGGUGUUAUAAUCUGAACUGUAUUACCUGGCCAUAUUUGUCCUUUAAUUACAGAUCACCAGAACCAUCAGCAUGGAUGGGUUGGAGGGGUUUCAAAUGAUUUGGGCUUAAAGAUUAUAAAUUCCUGUUUUUAGAAGAGUGGUCUAAUGGAACGAGUUUUCUACAUAUGAUUAUAUAACGAUCUUGGCUACAAAGUGUAAUAAUAUAAUAUUAAUAAAAUUAUUUUUUUAAAAAGAGUUUACAGUAUUUUGAUUCAGUAUCCUGGGAGUAUUUAAUUAAUGAAACUAAACUCUUCAGCUGAAAUAGUGGCUUACAGAUCAAAUUUUGCAAAAGGGAGUCACUGCCCAGACUAGCAAUCUAAAAGACAUGACACCAAAGACCAAAGGGAUGGAGAUGGAGGAGGAAAAUAAACAAACCCUAAUUGUUUAGAUAUAUACAGGGCACAAUUAUUGCCAUGAUAAAAAAAUUGUACAAAGUUUAUUUAUUUAUAAAAAUACCUAUAUACCACUAUAUCACAAAAAAUAUCAAAGCAGUUUACAACAGUAAAAACAAAUCAAAACUAUACAAUAAAAACAUAAAAGUUAAAAACAGGUUACAGCACUUGGGUUUUUUUAGCUUGGAGAAAAGGCGGGUAAGGAGGACAUGGUAAGAGGUGCAUAAAGUUAUGAAGAAAGUGGAGAGGGAAAAGUUGUUUUCCUUAUGUCAUAAUGCUUGAACUUGGAGUCGUUGAAAGUUGAAUGUUGGAAGAUUCCAAGACGGACAAAAGAAAGUACUUCUUCACAUAGAACAUGAUUAAAGUACAACAUUUUCUCCCAGAAGAUGUAGUGACGGCCACUAUCUUGGCUGACUUUAAAAGAGAAUCAGCCAAAUGCAUAGAAGAUAAGGCAAUUCAUGGCUACUAGUUACAAUGGCUGUGUUCUACCUUGAGCAUCAGAGGCAGCAGGUCAAUGAAACAUCAGUUGUUGGGAAUCGCAAGUGGAGAGAGUGGUGUUGCACUCAGGUCCUGGUUGGUUGUGAGAACAGAAUGCUGGACUAGAUGGGCCUUCUUAUGUUCUGACGUCUUUUCCCAAUUGCAGAUUUGAUGACUGUGCCUUCUGAAGAAUCUGUUUCCAACUGCAACAUCCAGUUGUUUCGAGACCGAUUGUCCUGCCUCCUUGAGAACUCAGACCGGGAUUCCAGGAUUCUUGCAAUGGACAUCAAACAGGCAUAUCAGAGUGUAUCCAUGAAAGGGGUUCCUUAUAUAGCAAGUGUGGUAUUUAUGAACGAUGCCUGUGUAACGGGUGAGGUUAACAAAUCGGUGCCUUCCCGGAGCUCACUGAGGCUUAUCUCUGACUUCCCAGACUACCAGAACUCUUCGGUAAAUGACCUGGUCCCCAUGGCACACACCCAAAUCUGCCCAUCAUCAAACCACCAAGCUGAGACUGUGAAGUUUCAUGGAGCUUUAACUUUUCAGUCUCCCCUGGAGGAACUGCAGAACUCCAUUGGUGAUUCAGACAAGACAUUAUCUGACUUGUGCAAGCCAGCAGAUGGACUGAGUACUGACUUCAGAACUCAUAGGUUGCACUCAUCCUCAUCUGGGAAAGUGAAAAAUGUUCUUAACGGUUCUCUUUCAACGUUAACUCCAGCCCUGAAGUUGCCAAAAUCCAUUAUUUCAACAUCCCACAAUUUCCCAGGAAGGGAAGCUGGACUAGGUAACAGCAUGACCCUCCCCAAAGUUCGGACUCCUAGCAAUCCAAGGGACAGCAUCCUGCUCGCCAAGCGGCACUAUAGCCAACCACAGUCAGGAGCAGAUUCCUUCCAUCAUGUGGCGAACAAUGAUAUCGGCACUUUUAAGCCUAUAAGUGCUGUUUCAUAUUGCCGGGGACAAGUGGAAGAGACGGAUAUAGAUGAGGAAGUAGCUGAGAACAUGGAGAUGGAAGACUGUUUGGGGGAGGAGGCAGGGAUGGAUGAAGAGAUUGACCAGCAAUCUUGCUGUAAUAAGGAGACAUGGACUUCUGAAACCAGAGUGAUGGACCCAGGAGGCAAGCCACCCACUCCUCCGCUGCACAGAUUUCCAUCUUGGGUAAGAUAUUCAGAAUUCAAUACAUGCCCAAGACUUUAAUUCACUGCAUUUUUUAUAUAAAAAAACCCCACCAACAACAAAUCAUUGCAGCUUGGAAAUAACUGUGCAUAUUGCAAAGGUGUUGUUAUUUCAAUCUAAUGUUAUAUAUCCACAUGUUAUAUAUUAGGGACAAAUUAUAUUUGCCAUCGGAGGAACUGGAACAAAUAAUAAUAAGAUCUAAAAUAAAUAUACAAAAACUCCUAAACAAUACUCCAACCCAAGUUGUAGCAACAGGAAGCCGAGAUGCUUUUGUAAAUAUUUUUUUCCCAUAUCUCUGCAAGAAUUUUCAUCUCUGUUCCUCUUUCCUUUUUUUAAAGAUGUAUGUAGGUAUUGAGAAUGAACAUAUAGAGUGCUCGCUUUGGCAGCACAUAUACUAAAAUUGGAAUGAUACAGAGAAGAGAAUGAACAUAUAUAAUUUUGAUAUGAACUUAUUUUCUCCUUUCUGUUCUAAUUUCUUGUUUGUUUCACAGUUGCUUCAAGGUAUAUAUCAGAGAUUGAAAUUGCACAUUAUCAAGCUAAUACAACUAUGACUGCUGCUUCCCUCUUUCAAACAGAAUUGGAGGUGCAUUAUUUGUAGGGGAGAAGCAGCUGGUAAAAAGAAUGUUAUUAACACCUCCCUUUCUCUUGCAGCUCCUCUUCCCCCAUUCACCCCAUCCUCUUCCCUCCCAGUGUAUGUUUCCAAGAAGAGUCUAUUUACAAUUAAACCGUAGGUGGACCUUUUGUGUCUCCCUUUCUAUCCAAAAGACAGCUUACGCAUUUGUGCCACCUGAAAGAUAUGCUUGUAGUUCAGUUGCUAGUAACUCUCUCGUAAAGAUGACAGGACCCGAAGAAGGGACAAAGCAGCCCAAGUUGCCUUAAGUUCACCACAAGUUACAUUUUUGCUUUGUCUUUUCCCCUUGAUCUUUCCCCCUUGUUUUAGGAGAGUCGGAUCUAUGCAGUAGCCAAGUCUGGCAUGAGGCUUUCAGAAGUGGCUGUUGGGAGUGACUCUUCUAGCCGGAGUAAGUACUAGCCAAAAUUGUCCCAAAGACUCUAUACAUGACCAGAUACCACUAGUGUUAUCCAGUGGUAUAUUUUCAGAACAUUUGGUCAUGUAAACUCUUCUGUGGUAAAUGUACUACGGACUGAAUUUAUACCACAUUUGCUGGUAUACUGUAUGUUUGGUGAUAAAGGGCAUUUAGUCACAGACACAACAAGCAAAUUUAGUGCUCCACUAAAGGGCACCUCCAUCAAUUAUGCUUUCUUUGUGAUGGAGACAGCGGCGUAGCGUGGGUUGUCAGCACCCGGGGCAAGGCAAGUAAUUUGCGCCCCCUAACCCCUAACCUGCCGCCGCUGCCAGCUUCUUCUUGCUGCUGCCUGGUCUGGUCUGGUGUGGUUCUCUCCCACGCUCAGCGCUGCGCUGGGCGGCCGCUGCACUGUCCCUCCCCCAGAUAGUCCCUCGCUCUCUCUCCGCACCGCACGCCUGGCACCCUCCCCCUCCACUGUGGGCGGCGACCCAGCGGCUCGGAUCGGAUUCGCACAGCCAGCACUGCAGUGAGAGAGAGUGAGUGAGCCAGGUAGGGGCAGAGAGCUGCGAGUGCGAGCGCACCCCCCCAGAUGUUGCGGCCGGCCCCCCCUGCACCCCCCACGCUACGCCACUGGAUGGAGAUAUGGGAGAUGAAAGAUGGAUAGUCUUUACCAACACAUAGUCUUUCAGUGUGGUUUCAUAUAUAAUGGUCAUUUGUUAAUCUUGGUCAGAGCCCCUGUUACCACAUAAAUGUUGAUUAUCCACAUAGCCCCAUCUAGCUAAUUAAAACCCAUCCAUUUAAACAUGCUGUGGGGAUACUAACUGCAGCUUGUCAUUUUUCUUUCUUUCCUUUAUGUAUAAAUAUCUCAGCUUCAAAUUCUUCAAGCUAUUCACCUGCUGGAACAUUCACCUGCCUCAUUUACAGAAAUGUCACUGUGCCUGUGUACACCAUGCUAAAAGGGGUAAGAACGAUGACACUUUUGUCAGGACCAAUAUGGGAAGGUGGACAACUCUGAGGGAACAGAUGUGGAAAGCAAUAAAUUGGUAGGAGAGCUCAUAGCAGGGACGGAGGAGAAAUUUGUUCAGUCAACAUUUUAAAGAGAACUGAUCUAAUUCUCCAGUCCUGACCCAUAUGCAAAUCUGAAUGCAGGUAUCAACUGAAUUAUGCACUUCUCUGAGUUUUGUGAUGCAGUUUCAGUACAAAUAAAAUGGACACAGUAAGGUAUAUUUUAUAUUAAGCAUACAUAUAAGUGCAUAUUUUAUGGGGAAAUGCUUUGAAAAGCAUACAAAAUGUAUAUUUAGGGGAAAUAAUGUGUAGAAAAUGCAAAUAACAAGUAUACAAAAUGUGUGUUCCAGUGUUGUGUGAACAAUUUACACACAAUUUUGGUUUGUGUUUUUCUUAAACCUGCCAAGAAACUAGACAGAACAGAGCAUAUGCAAAGCAGACAUGUGAUGGAAAUAGGUCCUUGGAAAUCUAAUUUCUUAUUACUGGCAGAAAACCACAAGCAAAAGUAGUUUUGCUUAUUUGUAAUAAUGCUAUUCAGUUUACUGAGGGGGGGGGGAAUCAAGCGAACAUUCAAAUCAGGCAGAUGACCAUCAUACAUACAUACAUGCAUGUAAUCUAACCCCCAUGUAAACUUUGUGCAAGCAAAUCAGGAUGAAGGCUCAAUCAAUAGGUUGUCUGCAAGUUUAUCAUUCAGUCCAGGUCAGUCUCCUUGUAUGCAUGAAGAUGUCUCAUACUCAUAUGGCUACACCUUAAAUUGUCUAGAUAGCCGUUAAGUGAAUCUUGUCUGUGCUGUAUGUCUGCCCACACACCACACACACGCUGCCUGGUCUCAUCCUCUUCCCAGAAGUCAGAAAGACCUCAAGAUAGGCUCAUAUUUGCAUUUGAAAUUACAGGAAAUGACCACGUUAGACGCGUCCGAAUGAUGCACAACCCAGAAGUAGGCCCAAAAUAGCAUAAAGACGUCAUGGGAAAAGGCGGAGUGGGCUUACUUUUUUUCCCCAUGAGAUAACUUUUUCUGCCACAACCUGUUAAAUACUAACUAAAAUAAGAUUAUGUUGUUGCACGCCAACCUAAUCUCCAAGCGGUGUAGGAUUCCAGGGGUUCCAAGUGCUUACAGUUUCCUGAGAUUGAGGGACAGCAGAGACUGUAGUGUCUUAAAGAAACACGGUUUAUUUACACAUAUGUACAACCUGAGCCUACGAUGGAGGGGCUCCUGGCAUUAACACCACAAUAAGAUCUUCCUUCCCCCAUAGCCACAGCCUUGGAUUCAAGCAGAAAUCAAGUGUAUCUCUCCUUCCUAAGCUUCUGCCUUUUUUUCCUAACCCUAAUUGCCAUUGGUAGUGGUGAUGUGUUUCUCUAGGGCAGGCAUAGGCAAACUCGGCCCUCCAGAUGUUAUGGGACUACAACUCCCAUCAUCCCUAGCUAACAGGACCAGUGGUCAGGGAUGAUGGGAACUGUAGUCUCAAAACAUCUGGAGGGCCAAGUUUGCCUAUGCCUGCUCUAGGGCAUGGAGAAUGAAAUAAACAACUAUAGGGGCUUGCUUCUUUUGGUCUAGGGGCAGAGUGUAGAGACAGAACAACGUAACUGGUUUUCUUGUGCUAGCUCUUUUUUUCCCUUCUCGUAAAAUGUAUAUGCUGCUUGACUGUAAAAACAAAACAAAGAACCUCAAGGCAGUUUACGAAAGGUUCUUGUGAACUGUGAUGCCUACGUUCCCUUUCAUCCUGACUUUGGAGGUUUGUUUUCCAGAAAGCUACCCAAAUCAGCAACAUUCCUUUCUUAGACGAGUCCUCCGGCUCUGACGAUGACUGCAGUUCUCAUGUGAGCUUCAGAACCUCCAAUGCAGGAUCUGAAUGCAGAAAAGCAAGCAUACCAGGCAGUCCUCGUGCAGUGAAGCGAGGUAAGAGGAAGGAAGUACAGUAUUGCUUUCUGGAUUGCUGGGAGAAGGAGCUUUAAAAUGAUUUAAAAGCAUCUGCAGGCAGCAGACCAGAAUCAUCAGGGAAUUUGGGGCUUCAGCUGUAGUAGAACUAUCAGCACAAUUCUAGGCACUUCCACUUCAGUGGAGCUUACUGCCAAGUAAGUGUGUUUUUAAAAACCAGUCUAGAGAUUAUCUUUUAUCUGCUAUAAAUUAUAAGUCAGCUCCCAAGCAUCAAGCAUAUAGGGAAAAGUUCAUAAACUUUACUGCAAUCCUUCUGUUAGUCCAGCUGAAAUCUUGCUGCUUCAGCUCUAAAAAAAUGAACAUCUCAAAACAGGUCAUACACUAGGGAAAAGGUGUGUCAGUUUUGCCUUUGCAAUCAAGGCGUUUUGCUAGUAAUGUUAAUUUUGGGUUAUUAGAUGACUGGUAAAUAGGCUAUUUGGGACGCGGGGUGGCACUGUGGGUUAAACCACAGAGCCUAGGACUUCCCGAUCAGAAGGUCGGCGGUUCAAAUCCCCCGCAACGGGGUGAGCUCCCGUUGCUCAGUCCCUGCUCCUGCCAACCUAGCAGUUCGAAAGCACAUCAAAGUGCAAGUAGAUAAAUAGGUACCGCUCCGGCGGGAAGGUAAACGGCGUUUCCGUGUGCUGCUCUGGUUCACCAGAAGCGGCUUAGUCAUGCUGGUCACAUGACCCGGAAGCUGUACGCCGGCUCCCUCGGCCAAUAAAGCGAGAUGAGCGCCGCAACCCCAGAGUCGGCCACGACUGGACCUAAUGGUCAGGGGUCCCUUUAGCUAAUUAGGCUGUUAGAUGAUUGGUAGUUUUGUGAGCCUGUUUCAAUAGUUUUGGUUCUGCAUGCAAGCUUGGUCUUAUUGAACCAGGCAAGCAUGCAUGUUCUUGGGUUCUUUUUAUUUCUAGCAGGUGUCUCUAUGUCUUCACUAAGCUCGGAGAGUGACUACGCCAUCCCCCCUGAUGCCUACUCCGUUGAUGAAGAUUAUUCUGAACCAGAGCACAAGUUGCAGCGGACAUCAUCCUAUUCCACAGAUGGUGGAGUGUGCAGUGUAAGCUAUCCCUCCCAUCACCAACACCAUCUGCACUUUGGGCAGUCUUAACAUCAGGCUUUUCAAAUAGAACAAAUCCAGUGCCUCCCAGCUGGUGAGGGGUGUGGCCUAGGGAGAGGGAUGUGACUGGGGAGGGGUUCUGGGCUUGGAGGAAUCCCAAAGGAACCCAGCUAAAGAGGGCUGGAGGGUCUGAGGUUCCCCAGCCCUGGUUUGCACCUUGUCCAUUGCACAGGAAAAUAUAUCUGUUUUCUUUCAUCUAGGAGCCACUGGAGAAAUCUGGCUAUUUGCUGAAAAUGGGCAACCAAGUGAAGGCAUGGAAGAGGCGGUGGUUUGUGUUGAGAAACGGACAGAUCAUGUAUUAUAAGUCCCCGGUGAGUUAGUAGCAAAUCCUCAUAUUCAGUAAUUUUAAUAAACUACUCAUCCUUUGGCCAUCUUUGAUAUGUUUUUUUAUCCCCAAUAUCAGUAACAGAAUCGAGAUAUUAUUCCCUCCAAAGAACGCACACAAAAACCACCAUCACUCACAGUCCCACCUACUAAAACUGGGGCUGUUGAUUAAUUUAUUGAUCAAUGCAUGUUUUCAGCCCUAAUUUUUAAAAUAUUUAUUAGCAACAUUAUCAUGUCAUUGGUGCUUUCUCUGCUGUGAAUAUAGUAAACCAGCCACGUAUGCAGAAUGUUACCUGGAGGUUGUGCCUCACCUUUUCUCCAUCCCUUAUAUCGUAUUGUUCAUUGUCUUUUGCAUUUCCUUCCUCUCUCCAGAGUGAUGUCAUAUGCAAGCCCCAGGGGCAGGUGGAACUGAAUUCUUCUUGCCAGAUCGUACGGGGUGAAGGAUCUCAAACAUUCCAAGUGAGCAUUGCUUUUGACCUUUGUUUCUUAUUUCUGAAGUCUAAAGGGCACUAACAGAGAUUGGCAGGGAGAGAAAAUGUUUUAAUUGAGACAACUUUCCCUGUCAUGACAAACCUAAAUUGAAGUUCUUGGUUUUCAUAUGGUUUUGCCCUGCAGAAAAGAUCAGGCAGAUUAAGUUCAUAUACUAGAAGACCUGAAACCUAAUACUCAACGUAAACUUAACCUUUAAUGCUUGAAGAAAGCUGUAGAAAGGUUUUGACACAGCCCACUUUCCUGUAAAGUCUCCCAAGUAUUAUUGCACUUCUGUCAAUAAUGCAGAAACGUCUAAAUUACAGCACUUUGCUCUGUUCAGAUUCAUUACACAUACUUUUAAAAAAACAAUUGAAUGUCUUUUAUUCCAUCAUACAUAAAAUAUAAACACAAAUAAAAACAGAAGAUGCAAAAAUAUCAGAAAUGUCAACAGGGCCACAUAUCCAUUCUCUUAAUUUGUCAUCAAAAUCGGAAGAUGUGAGGAUACAGAUACAUUCUCACAUCACACUAAAUUUCGUAACUAUCAGCCAUAUUUGACAAAGGUUAAAUUCUGCUGACAUCACUUAUACUCAUGAUGGCUAUUUUCUACCUCCAGUGUCGAAGGCAGUAUGCCACUGAAUACUGGUUGUUGAUAAUCCCAAGUGGGGAGAGAGCACUGCUACACUUGGGUCCUUCCUAUGGGCUUCCUGUAGGCAUCUGGUCAGCCACUGUGAGAACAGGAUGUUAGACUUUGAGGGACCUUUGGCCUAAUCCAGCAGGGAUCUUGUUAUGUUAUUAUGUCCCCUUUAUACAAAACUUGCAAUAGUGCUCCUGCGAUGUUUGCAGAGCUGUGCUGCCGCUGGAAUUUCUUCUGCUGCCAGUUCUUCUCUGGAUAUCACCUAGCCCAUGAGUAGGCAAACUAAGGCCUGGGGGCCGGAUUCGGCCCAAUUGCCUUCUAAAUCCGGCCCGUGGACGGUCCAGGAAUCAGCGUGUUUUUACAUGAGUAGAAUGUGUCCUUUUAUUUAAAAUGCCUCUCUGGCUUAUUUGUGGGGCUGCCUGGUGUUUGUACAUGAGUAGAAUGUGUCCUUUUAUUUAAAAUGCAUUUCUGGGUUAUUUGUGGUACCUGCCUGGUGUUUUUAAAGGUAAAGGUAAAGGGACCCCUGACCAUUAGGUCCAGUCAUGGCUGACUGUGGGUUCCGGCGUUCAUCUCACUUUAUUGGCCGAGGGAGCCAGCGUACAGCUUCCGGGUCAUGUGGCCAGCAUGACAUAAGCCGCUUCUGGCGAACCAGAGCAGUGCACGGAAACGCCGUUUACCUUCCCUCCGGAGCAGUACCUAUUUAUCUACUUGCACUUUGACAUGCUUAUGAACUGCUAGGUUGGCAGGAGCAGGUACCAAGCAACGGGAGCUCACCCUGUCACGAGGAUUCGAACCACUGACCUUCUGAUGGUCAAGCCCUAGGCUCUGUGGUUUAACCCACAACACCACCCGUGUCCCGCCUGGUGUUUUUACACGAGUAGAAUGUGUCCUUUUAUUUAAAAUGCAUCUCUGGGUUAUUUGUGGGGCAUAGGAAUUCAUUCUUUUUUUCUUCUUCUUCUUCCAAAAUAUAGUCCAGCUCCCCACAAGGUCUGAGGGACAGUGGACUGGCCCCUUCCCUCCCCCCCCCCGCUGAAAAAGUUUGCUGACCCCUGACCUAGCCUGAUUUUUAUAUCCUCGAAUGGCAUUGAGGAGCAACUAAAUUUUGAGUUGUGUGUCAUAAUAAACAACACACUGGCAAUUCAUCUCACCGAGUGCAUCACAGUUCUGCGCUCCCCCCCCCCCUUUGGCAGCUCAUCAAUGCCAAUGAAAGAAAUAGCUGAACAGCUUCCUAGCUUUGUGUAUGUGUGUGUGCGUGGGUAACAAAAUAGAUGAAGAGUGACAGUGCCUCUAUUAUGUUUCUAAGGCACUUUUAUCUUGCCUUGAAAGGUUCUAGUGAAUGUGGCCAGAACAUUAGAAAGCAACUCAUUUACUGCAAUAACAACAUUAAUAUGGCAAAAGCCUUCAUUCUUGGUUGUAGCAACAUGUAACAUUUCCUUCACCUUUAGCUCAUCACUGAAAAACGAACCUAUUUCCUGUCAGCUGACUCUCCUAACAUUCUGGAAGAAUGGAUUUGUGUCCUUCAAAACAUCCUGAAGGUGCAGGCAACCAGUCCUACGGAAGUCCCUCUCAGUGAUGCCAAACCCACUGUGAAAGGCUGGCUCACCAAGGUACUGCAUAUCUGCACCAGAAACAGUGGCCUUUGCCAACCUGCUGCUCCUUAGGUGCUGUGGACUAUAAUUUCCAUUGAGCUAAUGGGAGUUGUAGCCCAGAAUACAUAGAGGGCACCAGGUUAGCAAAGGCUGAGAUGCAACACAACUAUGGGACAGCACAGGUAGAUUAAUAUCCACUACAAUAAAUACGCAAAAGAAUUAAACCCAGCAUUGAUAGACUGUAACAAACCUACUGUUGCAAUACUUAAUUGAUAGGUUGGUUCCCAUAGACUUUGAACUCGGAUUCACCAUCUCGUCUCUCAGGUGUGGGCUAAGCAGAAGAGCUUUGGCUGAAGCAGGGUCUGGCCAUUUCAAGAGCUACUUUUUCAUUGCUUUGCUGAGUAUACUGUAGCAGCCUGAAGGCAGCCAAAAUAAAAAGCUCCUCAGAGCAAGGUUCUACUGUCUUAAGCGGACCAGGGCUUCUCCAUGUAGCUGGUUGGGGACAUUUUGACAUGAUCCUCUUUCCUACAUGAUGGUUGGACAUCCCCCGACCCCCGGACAAGGUUUGAAGCAGUGUUUUAGUACAGCAGUUUCUACAGGUUGGAAUUUAAACCUAGACAGCCAAACCAAGUUGGUCUAAGUAGGAAUAUGAUCAAACUCAACAGUGUCUUAUACUAAACAAGAAUUUAAAUUUAAGAAUCUUUAAUAGGAAGCAGAAUAUCCUUUCCUUUGUAGAUCUUCAGAACUAUAUUUGAAAACACAAUCAUUAUGGUUUUUUUAUCAAAGAGGGAGAAAGAUAGAAAAGUGUGUGUGCGCAAUUCUAAGUUUUCCAGAAAAAUUAAUGAACUCAUGCAAACAAGUUGAAAGAAAAUCUUUUUAUUCCUGGGCUGUAUCUGCAGGUGAAACAUGGACACUCCAAGCUGGUUUGGUGUGCGCUGAUUGGAAAAACAUUUUACUAUUAUCGCAGUCAGGAAGACAAGGUAUUUUUAAUCCGCUUUUAUAUUCAGCGUUUUUCUCAUUGGUCCUAGCCAAUAGCUCCUUACACAGCCUAUAACCUCCUGUUUUUAUUACUAUUUAUUGAUUUAAUGCACACAUGCAUUUUCUACUGUGCAGCCUAACCUGUUUGGCCUUCUUUUCUCAGUGCCCCCUUGGCCAUUUGCACCUGCGGGAAUCAAAGGUGGAAGAAGUGGAUCGCUCCUGUGAUUCUGAUGAAGAUUAUGAGGCUAAUGGUGGGGGGCUACUUUCUUCCCAUUGCACCCUGGUUAUUCACCCUCCGGAGCAGAGUCCCACCUACCUACUCAUUCGUACCAAACAGGAGAAGGUAUUUAGGAAAAUAAUAAUUAACCGCAUUAUAGAAUAGAUGCAUUUUAAAUAAUAAAUUCUGUUAUUUAAAAUGUACCUAUUCUAUUACAUACUCAUGGGAGGGCUCCAGAUUAUCAGCAAUGGAACAUUAAGUAUGAUAUGCUUUGCUGGGAAAAUGUGACAGUCAUAUUUUUCCAGGUACAAAAUCUUUGCAGUUUUAGUGCUUGCAAAGCAUAACUUCCCUCCAGCUGUGAGGAAAGGAGUGCGUCCCUGCUAUAGACUAAGAAACAAGCUGCAUAUGCUGGAGACUGAAGAAAUUAGCCCUGUACGUCUAUCACUGGUGCCAGAUGAUACACCCAUAUGGUAUGCUAUAUGCUUAAAGUUCUUAGGUUGAUCCUAUGAGAUUUUCAGCUCAGUCUUCUUUGCCCUUUUAUUCCAAGGAUACCUGGUUGUACCAUCUGACAGUAGCAGCAGGAAGUAGCAGUGCAAAGGCAGGCACUGCGUAUGAGCAGCUGAUUGGGAAGCUACUAGAUGCAGAAGGAGACCCAAGUAAGUAGAAAGGAAAAUAUUUUUCCCAGAGAGCUUAUUGUGGUGUUGUCAUUUGUCAACAUGGUGGCUUCCCCUCCUCCUGAUCCAAGGUUGUAACAGACAGUUUCGAAGCACAGGAAUUGGAAAUGUUCUGGCAGAUAGAUACUUUCUUCCUCUUAUGACAUCUCCACAGUGGUGAGCAAGCACAAUGAAUGUGCAAAAUCCAACUAAGUAGACUGUAAAGACAGUUCUGCUCCCAUCCUUGCCCAUGCCAGACGUGGAGUAACAGAGCCUUAAUUCAGGCUUCCUCAACCUUGGACAACCUCCAGGUGUUUUUGGCCUACAACUCCCAUGAUCCCUAGCUAGCAGGACCAGUGGUCAGAGAUGCUGGGAAUUGUAGUCUCAAAACAUCUGGAGGGUCAAGGUUGAGGAAGCCUGCCUUAAUUAAACGCAGUAUAUUUGGACUAUAGAAGAUAAAAAGGCUAAAUGGUGCUCUCCUCACAACUGAAACAAGACCUUUCUAUAAGUGGCCUUUUUGCUGUUGUGGUGUUAAUCAGAAAAGUUAGGGCUUGCCGAUAUGAAGGUUGGCGGUUUGAAUCCCCGCGACAGGGUGAGCUCCCAUUGUUCAGUUCCAGCUCCUGCCCACCUAGCAGUUCAAAAGCACGUCAAAGUGCAAGUAGAUAAAUAGGUACCGCUCUGGCAGGAAGGUAAACGGCGUUUCUGUGCGGUGCUCUGGUUCACCAGGAGCAGCUUAGUCAUGCUGGCCACAUGACCCGGAAGCUGUCUGCGGACAAACGCUGACUCCCUCGGCCUAUAGAGCGAGAUGAGCGCGCAACACCAGAGUCAUCUGCGACUGGACCUAACGGUCAAGGGUACCUUUACCUUUACCUUUACAUGCUCAGGGCACAUUGCUUGAGAAUGCAGAUGAGUGCCUAAUAUUUAAAAGAUAUUCUGUAACAAAACUCCCUGCAUGUUGAAACCUAGCAAGUCUGGGAAAAGGAUUGUAGCCUGACCUUCUCCCCAAUGUCCUGCAUUUCCAUUAGUGCAGAGUUUUUAACAGGGCAGAAAAUUCAAGCACAUAGUUCCUCACCUGCAUUUUGAAAUGGGAUGGUCCCAGGUGGGCUGUGCUUUGUGCUAUUUUCUAACUGUGCUGAAUGGCUCUAAGUCCAAAGAUGCUGAUGAAGUUGCGUGGUGCUGUCAACUUCUGAUUCAUUCGCCAGAGUUUUAAUAUUCCUUUGCAAUAUCCCUUGCCCUGUGCAGCGUCUAACUAGCUUUGUCCCUCCCACUAAUUCAGAUUCUCCUUUGUGGAAACAUCCUAUGCUGUGUUACAGCAAAGAGGGGCUGCAGGCUUCCCUCACCACUCUGCCUUCAGAAGCACUGCAAACAGAGGCCCUCAAACUCUUCAAGGUAUUUACAGAGACGGCUCUCCAAAUAUACUAUUCAAGCAUUUUAUUUUAUUUUUGAAGAAAGAUGAAAGGGAGAGUCAAGUUUGCACAAGGCCCAAAAGCAACUUAAAAUUCUUUCCUUUCUCUCUUGCUGCCCCGUAAUCUUGGAACUGCCUUUUGGAACACCUACAAUGCCCAUUAUCUUGCUUAAUUCAAAUCCUUCAAUACCCUUUCAUGAAGCCUUUGACACAGUCCCCUAGUUCCUACAUCCUACAAUAACGCAGACUGUAACUUAGCAUGUGCAACUGAAACAACCACAUGUUGCUUCCCUGUUAAGCCCCUGCCUCUGCUUCACUUCCUGUGCCAUAUACUGAAUUGUAAGUUGCUUGGGGCAGGGACAUGUCAUUUUGUAAUCUCUUCUGUAAAACGCAGUGCAUGCUGAUGGCCCUAUCUAAAUACAGUCAAACCUUGGUUUUUGAAUGUCUCUGCUGCCAAACAUUUCGGAAGCCAAACACCAAAAACCCGGAAGUGAACGCUUAACUGGAAGUUAAACGUCUUCCAAGGUGCGUUUUUCAUUUUUUCCCAUUGACUUUGCAACCAGCCCUUUGAUCCUUGGUUUUCAAAUGUUUCGGAAGUCGAACGGACUUCCAGGACGGAUUACGUUCAGAAACCAAGGUUCCACUGCAGUCAUCGUCAUCGUUGUCGUAGAUGAUAAACUUGUUAAUGGUUGUGAGGAAAAUUUAAUGAUACUAUCGCUUCCAUCUCAGUUAAUGUACUUCUGUUCUCCACCCGCCUUUAUCAGUCUUGCCAGCUGUUUAUCAACAUUCCUGUGGAAGCUCCAUCUAUUGAUUAUCAUGUGACCCUGGCUCAGACAGCACUCCAGGUCUGCCUGACUCACAGUGAGCUACAGAAUGAAAUCUAUUGUCAGUUAGUCAAACAGACCAGCAGGGAAGCUCAGAAUCACUCCGUCAUCCAGGUGAAUGUUCUGCUGUUCAAGGUGCCGAUUGCCACGUCUGAAUUUAAAUGACUUAUUAACAGAGAACUUCUUGACAUGUUUGCAUUUGCACUGGAGACAAUUGUAUUUAUUUCCACAGAAACUUUUUUUCUUUUUUACUUUUUUGGUCAUGUGUGAUAAGUAGUUUGAUUCCCUGCAGAAGGGUAACAUGUAGACAAAGCCUCAGAAAUGAUAACUGAAAAGGUAAAGUCAGAACAUACUCAUUCAGCUGCACUGGAUAUAAAAUGGAAGACUUCACAGUGACACUGAAAAGUGGUUGAUCACUGCCUCAGAAAACCUGACUACGGAUCUACUCACCUAAUGCCUAGCUUAGACCUUAUACUGGUCUGAUAGUGAUGGAAUGAAGCCUUGUAGUAAGGCUUAUUCAUGUUUGAUGGGAGCUGAAGCAUAUUUUUAAAGAUAACGGCACCCAGGCAAGCAACCUCAGUAAAUUGCUGCUCCCCUCGUAGAGUUGUAUCUAUUUACACUAGGUAAAUAUCCUUUGCAAAACUGGCUCCCUCCCUCAAAACUAUUGCUUCGGUAGCAUUUGUGAUGUGUGAAUCAACCAUCCAUGAGAAUUGGGUAGAUGAUAUUUUUGUCUUGAGAAUAAAUGGCAGGGACAACAGAAAUGGUGGCUUUAUUCACUGUAACCCUGUUUUUCUUCACAGUGCUGGCAAUUACUUGCUCUUUGCGCUCCUCUCUUCCUGCCUCAGCAACAUUUCCUUUGGUAUCUCAAGCAUCACCUACAGCAGCAUGCAGAUCCCAGGUAAAGAGCUUUGUCUUGUCUGGGUUAAACUGGAGUCAAUUUCUAUGAAUGGCUGUAAUAGGACAGGAUUCAAUUUAUUCUCACUAGCAGAAGAAAUGUUUAAUUUUGAAUCCAUGGCUGCAGCUAUGGGAGAAACAAUACCAUUUGGGGGUGUUAAUGCUGUGAAGCCCUCCAUUGCAGGCUCAGGUUGCAUGUAUGUGUAAAUAAACCAUAUAUCAUAAAGACACCACAGUCUCCACUGUGUCUCAUUUCCAAAAGGAAGCACUGACCCUGGGUGAGCGCCUGGAACCCCUGGUGACGUGCAACAGCAUGAUAGUUAUUGAAAAAGCAAUAAUUGCAAUAGUGCAAUGGGUGUUUCUGAAACAUAUUUUACUCCCCCCCCCCCCGCUUCUUUGAUUUAGAACUGAAAUAGGCAAGUAUGCCAUCUACUGUCGAAGAUCAAUGGAGCGCACUUUGAAAGCUAGAGAGCGAGAAGCUAGACCUUCCCGAAUGGAGGUCGUGUCCAUUUUGCUGAGGAAUCCCUACCACCACUCACUCCCCUUCAGCAUCCCAGUACACUUCAUGAAUGGGACCUACCAGGUGAGACACGAGGGCUGGGUGACUUUACACUGAGAAGAUUUCAAGGCUGGGUAAAAUGACCCAUUAUGUCCUCUUCUGCCUCAGUACAGAAUUUGCCAUGGGUUAUACUUGCCGAUGGAUCUGUACAGCUAAACUGUGUCCAUGUGCUCACCCAUCAGCAAUGAUUUUGUCUUCAUGAUUGCUUCUCAACUGUUUCAUUUCAGGUGGUCGGUUUUGAUGGCUCCUCAACCGUGGAUGAAUUCUUGCAGCGGCUGAACCAGGAGACAGGAAUGAGGCUGUCGUCGAACUCAGGGUUUUAUCUAUUUACAGACGAUCCUUCUGGUAGGGAUCUAGAACACUGCCUACAAGGCCCUAUGAAGGUGAUUAUGCAUGAUUACUCAUUAUUAUUAUUAAUUAAAUUUCGAUACCGCCCUUCAUCUGAGGAUCGCAGGGUGGUUUACAAUAUAAAAACACAGAAACAUAUAGUACAGUAACAAACAAAAGUGAUAACCCUGCCACACACAGUUUAAAAGUCAAUAGAUUGUUUAAUUAGCCAGAGGCGUGGGAGAAGAUGAACGUUUUUGCCUGGCACACUGGGUGAGCCUCCCUGGGGUGAGCAUUCCACAAGUGGGAAGCCACUGCAGAAAAGGCCUGUUCUUGUCUUGCCACCCUCUGGACAUCUUGUGGAGGAGGCACAUGAACAAGGGCCUCAGAUGACGAGAACACAAAAUACAUAACCCCCAAAAAACCAAUAUAAUCCAAUAACCGCCCCUCCCACAAACACAUUAACUGAGUAAAUACAUUAUCAUGUAUUUAGUUUAGUAUUGAGUAAGGAUUAUUAUUUAACUAGACUAAUGAUACGGAAUUAUUUUUGAUGAAAAGAAAGGUGAAUAUUUUGUUUUAUAUAUACAGCAUACACAUCUGUAAAUAUUUAAUUGAAAAUAUGUUGGCACUGACUCUCUUGUUUAUUUAUUUAUUUGUUUUGUUGUCCAAAGAAAUAGUUAAAAGUUUUUCAUGGCUUCUAAAUAGUCCCUGUUCAAAUAUUAUCACAGUGGGUAUUCAAUAUUUUACAAGGAUUCAUGUCUCACUGAAAUGACUAGCGUGAAGUUUCUGUCUUCAGCCUCAUUCAGUCUCCUUUAUUGUUAUCUUUUAAAGAUCUGUGAUGUCAUUUCAAAGUGGGAGCAAGCUCUGAAAGAGUUGAAUCCUGGAAAAUAUGAAGGUGGCACGAGAAUCGUGAAACUAACGUAUAAAAACAGGUACUGCCCACUGCUAGCUUGGAUUGGUAUUGCAUCCCUAUGUCUUGUGGAGCUUAAGGUUUGAUCCAGCUUUAUACAGUGGUACCUCUGGUUACAUACGCUUCAGGUUACAUAUGCUUCAGGUAACAGACUCGACUAACCCAGAAAUAGUACCUUGGGUUAAGAACUUUGCUUCAGGAUGAGAACAGAAAUCGCGCGGUGGCGGCACGGCAGCGGCGGGAGGCCCCUUUAGCUAAAGUGGUCUUCAGGUUAAGAACAGUUUCAGGUUAAGAACGGACCUCCGGAACGAAUUAAGUACGUAACCAGAGGUACCACUGUACUGUAUCCCUAUUUAAAAUAACUUCUGUUAUUUAACUAGAACUGAAAUUAAUUGGGGGGGGGGGAAUUAAUUGGGGUGGAAUUAUUGAGGAAAUUCUCCUAACUGAAAUUUGGAUGCAGAAGUUCUAAUUCAGGCUGCUUAACUGGGACUUAUCAACAUGUCCUAUUAGAAAUGAUUUUGGAUGUGGUAUAUUGGGGUGGAGAAACAGAUGUUUUUAUUCAACUGCCAAGUACCAGAUGUGGCUUACUGGGUGGGGUGGAGCUGCCAUUGCUUACUAGGAGGGAGCUGGUGAGGCAGCUGGGAGGUUGGUGUGGUGCAAAAGCACUGACAUUGGCUGGAUUGGCUCUGCUGGUGCAUUUGCACCACCCUUCCCCUUCCCCUUCUCCUUUCUGGUAAGCAACAGUGACCCAUCGCUUCUGUUAAGUGUGCUUCCUUAUAGCAAUAAAACAGAGAAGUCCCUGCCAAAAAAAUUCCCCUUCACAUAUUCCCUUGAAAUUAACUGGAGAUGUGCAAGUCUGUGCAGGAAAACUUCCCUGGGGAUUGCGCCCUGAGUAAUCUCCCUGAUGUGACAUUAGCUUUAAAACUGUAAGACUCAUUGUACUUAGACUGAGCAAGGUCUAGAUGCUGUGCUAAGGUGUGGCUGGUGUGUUUCUUUUUCCUCUUUGGCAUUUUUCACCCGUUUAGGUUGUAUUUCCGAAGCCAAGCAAAAGGUGAGACGGACCGAGAACGAUUGCUGCUGGCUUUCCAGAUUAGUGGGGAAAUAGCCAGUGGGAGAUUCCCUGUCAAUAAGGAGCUGGCUCUGGAAAUGGCAGCUUUGAUGGCUCAGGUGAGUGGCCAAACCCUCAUGCUUGGGGGUGUCAAGGAGCAAUAAGGUCACUGGUGGUUCCAAGGCAGGAAAACCACAUGCCCUCCCUCAAGCUAUAAGGAGAACCACAGAUAGAGCUUGAAUAUUUUUAUGUGACCACUAUAAAGUUCUCUAUCUCUGCAUAGCAUGUUGGAGUAGGUAGUGGUUCUAAGGCUACGGUUUGGUUCAAAUGCACAUGAAGACACUGUCGUGCUGAAGCUAAGCAGGUCUGGAUCUGGUCAGUGUCCUGGCUCUCCUAUUUAGACUUGGAACUCAUAAAUGUUCACAACUGAAGGUUUAAAAGUUGUUGUUUCCAUCAGCAUAAGGAAGAUUUAUUCAUAGGCAUCACAACCAAAUCCUAUAGUGGGUUUCACUGUGGAGGUAGUGGUUGCUUUAUUAUUAUUAUUAUUAUUAUUAUUAUUAUUUAUUUUAAAUUUCAAGUAGCAAAAAAAAUACCCAUACAAAGAAAACAGGACUUAGCAGUUGUACAGAAAAGAAAGAAAAAUAGCCAUCAAAUGAAAGUGUCUCUCCAUAAAGCUCCAUGAGUUGAUGGAGGGUGUAAACCAUGUUCGAUUCUCUUAACAAAGUCAAUAAAAGGCUACCCUGUCAUACAGAAAGUGUGAGUCUUCCCCCACAACGCUGAUCAAUAUUCUUACUGUGAAAAUGGAGUUUGUCCUUAUGCACAGUGUCCCAUACUUGCAAAAUCCAGGCUUCAAAAAAGAUUUGCAUUUAGAGCUUUCUGAUUUUUGACAAUCACUUAUCUAGCUGCAGUUGAUAAAUGGAGGAUAAGGUCUUUAUUGGUUAUGUUCUUAAUCUGAGGAGUAAAGAUAGUAGGGCUAAUUUUGGGUGUAGCGAUUGUCCCAUCAUUUGAUUAUUUGAAAAACAAUUGUGGAAACAUCUGAGAUUGGGUGCGUUUUAAAAUCUCUCCUCUCAGCAGCGUCAGUGCUUUACCCCAGUCCUCGGGCAGUUCUUUUAUAUAGGGCAGCUAAAGCUGCCAUGUCAAAUGGAGCUUCUGGUCUCUCUGGGUUGUUGUUAUUUUCACUGCAUUGAGCGCUGGUAGCCACAUUGGAAUCGGCUGUUGCUUGGGCUUGUGAUUCUCUGAUGAUCUGAGACGACGGUGAAAACCAGUUGUCCAGAGUGCUGCUUUGUGAUUCCCCAAUUCUGCAGCUCAUAGCCUGCUUGGGGGUGUUAAAAAUUUGAGCAAGACUUCAUUUUGGAUCAAAACGCCAUCUUGCCUCGGUGAUGCCACCACUCCUCCAAGGUUUAAAAGUUUUCUUGAUGAUGUCAGUACAGCGUAGGUUACAAGCUGGUAAAGCACAGCAGGGUACAAUACAGGCACCGACAAACAGCACACAUGAGACCACUGACACGUGCGCCAUUUUCAGCGUUGCAAGGAGGCAGGAGUGAAAUGGGGUGGGGCAGACUUCCGUGCAUCCCGUUGACGCAUGUUGCAGCCAGGAAAACAAUCCCCACACAAGUGGGGAGUUGCCUCUAGUACAAUACAUGACUAGGCUUAGCUAAGAUGUUGAUCCAACACUUGUCACAAACUGAGUUUUUGAGGGAGUAGGAACAGAAAACCAGGGAGGGAGAAUGGAAUGAAUUUUCCCAGAAGAAAGCAUGACAGGGCAAUGGAAUCCUGAAAAGGAGCAGAUCCCAGUUGUUGGUCUGAAUUCUAGUCUGCUGUUUAGAACUUCUACAUUACCUUCUUUAUCUGUUAUGCCUCUGAUAGUUGCUUGCCUUCCACAUUCACACAAACACACACACACACACACACACACAGAGAGAGAGAGAGAGAGAGAGAGAGAGAGAGAAGCACUCACACACUAAUCGCUUGCACAAAACAAUUGUUUGUUUUGAUGUAUUUCCCCCCCCUUAGGUGGAAUAUGGAGACUUAGAUCGGCCAGUACCAUCAAGUCCUGGAAGGUCAUCCCACUCCAAAAUGCAACAUCUUCUCCAGCAGGUCCUGGACAAAUUCUAUCCCAAGCGCUACAAGCAAAGCAUUACUGCAGAGCAGCUAAGGUAAAAAGAGUAAGCAUGCCUGCCUGCUUUUUGCCAUAUGGAGUUUUGAGCUAAAAAUAAAAUAUUAUCUAAUGCUCAUUUUGCAUUGUUAUAUGCUGUUUUUCUUUUUAGUCUUUUAUUUUGAACUUUAUUUUAAAAAUAAAAUUCUGUAUUUAAAAACAAGACGCAAAUACAAGGGUUGAGUUUAGCUAAUUGUCAUUGAUCUGGAACGCGAGUGGCGCUGUGGUCUAAACCACAGAGCCUAGGGCUUGCUGAUCAGAAGGUCGGCGGUUCGAAUACCCGCAGUUCGAAAGCACAUCAAAGUGCAAGUAGAUACCUUCCAGCAGGAAGGUAAACGGCGUUUCCGUACGCUGCUCUGGUUCGCCAGAAGCGGCUCAGUCAUGCUGGCCACAUGACCCAGAAGCUGUCUGCGGACAAGCGCCAGCUCCCUCGGUUAGUAAAGCGAGAUGAACGCCACAACCCCAGAGUCGUCUGCGACUGGACUUAACUGUCAGGGGUCCUUUACCUUUAAUUGUCAUUGAAUGCACACACACCUAUCACUAAGAAAUUCUGAUUAGUAAGACAAAGCACACACUUGCAUCCUAUAAAGGAAGAAAGACUCACAGCUUCAAAUAAUACCAACUUGACUCUCUCAAACUGAGGGUGAGGAUUUUUUUAAUAUCCCGCCAAUCUGGCUGAGUUUCCGCAGCCACUCUGGGCAGCUUCCAGUACAUAUAAAAACAUAAUAAAACAUCAAACUUUAAAAACUUUUUGAUACAGGGCUGCCUUCAGAUGUCUUCUAAAAGUUGUGUAGUUCUUUAUCUCCUUGACACCUGAUGGGAGGGCAUUCCACAGGGAGGAUGCCACUGCUGAGAAGGCCCUCUGUCUGGUUCCCUGUAGCUUCACUUCUCUCAGUGAGGGAACUGCUAGAAGGCCCUCGGAGCUGGACCUCAGUGUCUGGGCUGAAUGAUGGGGUGGAGGCGCUCCUUCAGGUAUACAGGGCCGAGGCCAUUUAGGGCUUUAAAGGUCAGCACCAACACUUUGAAUUGUGCUCAGAAACCUACUGGGAGCCAGUGACGAUCCUUUAGGACCGGUGUUCUAUAGUCCUGGCAGCCACUCCCAGUCACCAGUCUAGCUGCCUCAUUGUGUAUUAGUUGUAGUUUCCAUGUCACCUUCAAAGGUAGCUCCACAUAGAGAGCAUUGCAUUAGUCCAAGCGGAAAAUAACCAGGGCAUGCACCACUCUGGCGAGACACUCUGCAGGCAGGUAGGGUCUCAGCCUGUGUACCAGAUGGAGCUAGUAGACAGCUGCUCUGGACACAGAAUUGACCUCCAUGGACUGCUGUGAGUCCAAAAUGACUCCCACCUUCAGGGGCACACUUUCCCCAUUCAAGACCAGGUAGUCUCCCACCCCCACCCCUCCCCCUGCGGCAAUACUUCUUUCUUGUCAGGAUUCAACCUCAAUCUGUUAGCCGCCAUCCAUCCUCCAAUGCGUCCAGACACUCACACAGGACAUUCACAGCCUUCACUGGUUCUGAUUUAAACGAAAGGUAGAUUCAAGGUUAUGUUCCUUUUGUUAAACCUCUUAUAAACAGUGUUUUCUUUUCUGGGGAUACUCAAGGGUACGCAAUACCGGCACCUUUUUUUUCCCUAGAAGAAAAGCACUGCUUUUAAAAUUUGACACCUCUUUCUGGGUAGAAAAAAGCAGGCUCUUCGUUAGAGUCUGCCCUUUGUUAAGGGUGCUUCCAGAUGAUCUGUUCAGUGAUCAUUCAUCUGAUUAGUUUGCUGAGAGAUUGGAUAACCUUGGCUAUUUGAUGGGCGUUUACUCUGAAUUGUUUGCAGGGAAGGGUGGCUAGGCAAUGUUGCAUCAAAGCAAGUCUCUCCCACACUUCCUAGUGCAUCUCCCCCUCACUUUUCCUACCUCAAAAAAAAAAAUUAAAAAUCCGAUCUUUCUGGGAAGUGAGUUUGUUGUGCAAGAGCUCCAAAUCAGCUUUCAUUGUAUUUACUGCUAUGUGACUGAAUCCCACCUGCAAACAGUGACUGUGUGGAAGUGCCCCUGGUCAGCAGCACAGCAUUCUGAAGUGGGAACAGCUGCUGUCUGCAGAAGCAGAUUAAGUGGAGCCUUGGGGCUCCUACACCCUUGUUGAUUUGCAAACUUUGCAUCCAAGCAUAAUGUCAGACUCAUUUUGCAAACUUCCAGAAUCAGGUGUCAACUUGUGAAAUCUUGCAAUGGCUGAAAUGUAAACAAAAGUCUGGUGGCUUGCGCGUGAAAAGUGCCAUGUUCUGCACUCUUUUGCUAUACUGUAGUGACUCCACCAUCUAAUGUUUUGAAAAGCAUUACGGUACUUUGAGGCCUUUAGGUGACAGAUACUAUAUUAAUGUAUCUAUUUUUAUAAGCCCGUCGCUGAAAAAGAUGACAGAUUGAUCUUAUUUCUAUAGGCGGCUGGCUGACCGACUGGCUACAAAGUGGAUGGCGCUGCAGGGAUGCUCCCCGCAAGAAUGCAUUCGGAUCCAUUUGACUGUGGCUCGGAAAUGGCCUCUUUUUGGAGCCAAACUGUUUCCUGCUAAGGUAAUGCUGUGUUUCUAUGGACAAACACAUUUUAUCAAACUAUAUUCCACAGAAUAUAAUUUUGGGAUAACAUACUGGAUUUUGUUUCAUAGCUGGAGAAGACACUGGGUUUAUUUAUUUAUUUUAAAUAGGGAUACGGUAUAGAUAAGGGACAUUGUUUUCAAGCUGUUAGUCUUCCUACCACUAAGGGUCGCUAGCCAUCAUCACAUAGCCUUUGGAAAUUGCAAUGAAAACUAGCUUUAGCAGACAAACGGGAUAAAUGAUCCAAAUCUUACUUGUCAAGAGUUUUACCUCUCUGAAACUUUCACACUUACAUAAUAAAUGCAGUAAGAUUUACUACCACUGACCUUUGCCUUAUUAAUAACAACUUAAGCAAAUGGAGGGUGUCAUUAAUCAUUCUGUCAGCACAAACAUUUCUGCUUCCUGAUCUCCCCUCUCCUCCCCACGCCCUCUGUUCUGGGGGUUCUCAUGACCCUCCAGAGUAGAUCUGGUGGACACAGAGGGCAAGGAAGCUUCACUGUGCUAGCAGGAGUCCUUCUGCUCACUUCCGCUAGCUCAUGGGGUUACUUCCAUGUACUGUAUCUAAGGCAAGCUUGUGAAAAUCCUUAUUGAGCUAAAAUGGAAACUUAAGAAGUUUUCCAGACAAUAUGACAGACCAUUUUCUUCUCGCCUUGGUCUGAAAUUCUGGAGAGCUGCUGCCUUUCAGUGUACAAAAUACUGAUAGACCAGUGGUCUGUCCUGAUAUAAGACUCCUGUUUUUCCCUCAUAAUAUUCCUGCAGCAGCUUGAAAUUAUUACAACACUACUGUAUUUCAUUACCAUUCAGGGAUGGACCAGGAGAUUUAUUUGUAUGGAGAUACUGAAAAAAAACCCAAAUCAGGGCAACAACAUGCAUUCCAUUCACUUUCCGCAGUCAAUGUAACUUCCCUUGAAUUAGCAAAACGCUAGUUUACCAUCAGUAAUAAAUCUAAGCCUCUCUUGUCCUAAUGAUUCUUAAAAUACUGAAACCAGCAUGCAUCUUCUUAAAAACAGUAAUGCACACUGUGAUACAGGCUUUCAACAGAUAUGAUAUAGUUAAUAAUGUGCACAAGAUAAUAUGAACCCACAGACUUAUCAGUUGUUAUUAUCCCUCCAUGGUAGCAUGACAUUAUAACAGUAUUACUGUGUCUUAUUAUUUCCCCAGCCUGUCCUACCUUCUCCCUUGGAAGACUCUCCACUUUGGAUAGCUGUGAAUGAAGAUGGAAUCAGUAUACUGGAAUAUAAUACUUUGGUAUGUUGAGAAACAGCGGCAGAGGAAUUUCAGCUCUUUUCUCCAGAACCACAUUUCAAUAAUUAUGCAGGACAGAAACUGGGCGUACAUUCUGUCAUUGACUCUGAUUACAGAAUAGGACAAAACAAUUUAUUUGGCUGAAUCAGGUGUAUUUAUUAAAUCAGGGAAAAUAAACUGUUUCUUUAGGAAAGAUAGUGGCAAAUAAAACCAGAGGCAAUAAGAGAGAAAUCAGAUGAUUUCAAGAAAAAGCCGCUUUCAAUUUAUGGACUUCCAGUUCAUUAAAGUCACACUACUAACUGCUGCUUCAACGUGGCAUGCACUUAAAAAAACCAAAACUGGAUUAUAUACAUUUUAUGAUUUAACCAUUCGUGUGGCAUUCUGUUAUGCUUUACUGUCAUUAUUAUUUCAUUUUAGAAAUUCAGACUGAGAGACUUGUUCAAACCUAUUCAUGAACGAGGCUUAGACAAUUCCUAAAACCGUUUAGAGGAGGGUGUAGAAGACCAAUGCUCUUAUGUAGCAGUUUAUUGUCCCUAAUCAUCUUAUCCUCUGCUUACAUGAAGCACUUAAAGCUGGCUUACUCGUACUCUUCUGUACUGACCUUUGGAGGCUGUCAUGAUGACUUUAUGGUUGUGGUCAGUCAAGUGAAGGACAGGUGCUCUGGCAAAACCACUCCUGAAAAACUACUUUUUACAAUGGCAGCUGUAAAGGUGAGUACAAAGCGAAGUGUGGGGAAUUUCUUUUUUUUUAUUGAACAUACAUUGAAUAUAAACCCCCAGAAGGCAGCUGAUGUUCCUUUCUCUGGAUAGGGCCAGAAGAAAAAGGCAUAUAUGUGUGUGUGCUUGGUGCAUCAAGCACGCAGGGGUAGCUCUGAAGUGUUGGUCCUUCCAAGUUUCUUCCAAGCCUGAACAAGUUCCAUGUGGUGAAGAAAGACCUUUUUAAUUUGGAAAUGUAUAUUUAGGAAGUUACUUAUUUAUAUAUUAUAUUACUAUUAUUUUCUUCCUAGUGCAUAAAUUGCUUUCCCUGAGCUCUUGUGUGCAGUUUGACAUCUAAAUUACAUUAUUAAAUGCAUAAUUAACACUGCAGUACCUUUAUCCUGGGUUUUAAGCCCUGUAAAAUCUCAGAAGUGUGGCCUGAGACUAGGCUACUCAGUCUGGGCAUUAAGUCAGAAACCUGAUAUUUGCUUUUUUGCGUUUUCUUCUACAUAAAGGUGUGACUCACCAAAGCAUACAUCCUUUCUAACCAGCCUACAGUUAUAAUAAGCACCUAUUCUCUGUGGGAAAUAAAAUUUCUCUCAUAAUGUUUACAUUUUAGAUCAUACAUGCAUCAUGUAUGCACAGUGAGUUGAACAAAGAACACUGGCCAAUGCAUGACAUCUCUGGUUAAAGGAUUUUAGGUAGCUGAGUUUGAAAAGAUCUUUGCCCAAGGCUGUGAAGUGCAGCUGCCAAUCACAUGACAAAACUGAGCUUGAUGGACCUGUUUAUAUAAUAGCUCUAUGUCCCAUUUUAUAGCAUGGGGUGAUUGUAUCGAAAGGUCAGCUUACUAGUUGGUCCAAGAAAAUCAAUUUUAUUGGAAUACUUUUUUUUUUCCUUUCACCUUCCCAACAGAUUGCUGAAGUGACUCUCCUUAUGGCCAGCUAUAUUAACUACAGUUCAUCGACGCCACACCUGUCUCCUACGCCUCCUCCUCAGAGUGUCAGCUCACCAUGGAGAACGUCAUCUACUAAGAAGCUCAUGGAACUUGAAAGCAGGUCUUUCUUUCCUUCUCUGCCCCGGACCACUAAGGGGCCUACACUGCUGUAA
Messenger RNA from Podarcis lilfordi (Lilford's wall lizard), 38115 nucleotides. NCBI's taxonomy places the organism in Eukaryota, Metazoa, Chordata, Lepidosauria, Squamata, Lacertidae. The record is from the annotation of a GenBank genome assembly.